Exophiala aquamarina CBS 119918 is the source of this 198-nucleotide messenger RNA. RefSeq lists its product as uncharacterized. Lineage: Eukaryota; Fungi; Ascomycota; Eurotiomycetes; Chaetothyriales; Herpotrichiellaceae. The transcript has a single exon. The record is from RefSeq and is a predicted model, not a curated record. Bases 1 to 198 code for a protein of 65 amino acids.
AUGCCCCAAUACCACACCUCUUCGAACUCGAGCGGCAGCGUCGAGAGAUACCAUACCAGUAACCCUCGACGAGAAGGCCGAGACCGCAAAGAUCCUCGCCCAACUCCAAAACGGGAGGUCGUUGUCAUCCACCACAACACCACCACUCGCGACGACCCUGUACGAACCUCGGGCAUGAGCCACAACCGGUGGAAGUAA